Molecule: messenger RNA, 1179 nt
Organism: Rhodotorula graminis WP1
Lineage: Eukaryota; Fungi; Basidiomycota; Microbotryomycetes; Sporidiobolales; Sporidiobolaceae
Exons: 3
Coding region: 1-1179 (392 amino acids)
Source: RefSeq, a predicted model, not a curated record
AUGACGCUCAUCCCGACCGGCCACGAGCAGAGCCCGCCCGACAACCUCGCCCAGCCGCCCGCCGUCGACUUCCCUCACGAGAUCCUCUGCUUCAUCCUCCACCUGUGCGUCCCGCCGUCCGGUCACACCAAGGCCGAGAUCCGUCGUCGUCGGCGCGCCCUGUACCGCUACGCCCACGUCAACUCGCGCUGGCACGCCGCCGCGUUCGACCAGGCCGUCCGCUCCGUCUUCAUCAACGCGCACGCCAACGGCUGGAGCCAGGACGAGGCGACGGCGACGCGCUGGGUCACCGAGGCCAAGGAGCACGCCGACUCGAGGGGCCGCGGCAUCCGCGAGCUCGUCCUCUUCGGCGAGAAGCACCUGCCCGACCAGUCGUUGCAGGCCAUGUUCCAGCAGUUCGACCAGCUCGAGCACCUCGUCGUCGUCAAAAGCCGCAACCCGAGGUCCCUCCUCGGCUCUACGACCAUUCGCCACCUGCAAGUCCUCGAGACUGCCUCGCCCUCGUUCCUCGGCAUCUACUCGAACCUGCGACGCCUCGACAUCAUCGGCUGCCGCGGCGAAGCCCUCCCCUCGACCCUCACCAACGCCAACUUUCCCUCGCUCGACACGCUCGUCCUCGACCUCCUCGCGCCUCGCCGCGGGAUCCAGAUCAAGACGUACCAGGGCAGAGGCGUCACCGACAGCGUCCGACCGCCCAACGUGCGCGCCCUCGCGCUGCGCGGCCAAGGCCACCCGUUCCUGCGCGAGGUCCUCGCGUUCCAGACGCGGCUCGAGCACCUGUACCUCGGCGUCCCUCGCGCCGAGACCUUCGACUACUUGCACGCUCUGCCUUGCCCGAUCUCGUCGCUCUGGGUCGAGCACACGGUCGAGGAGCAAGCCGAGGACCACGCGGCCCUCCUCCCGUGGCAGCCGCACCUGGCCCCUGCGCUCUCGGCGACGGCGUUCGACCACACGUCGCUCAAGCGCAUCGGGCUCGCGUACUACGACUCGCCGGACCAGGCGGUCGACCUGCUCGACGACUGGCUCAUCUCGUUCGCGAGCGCCGUCGCCAAGGCCAUGGCGCUUCGCGGGCUCGACCUCGACGUGCGGUGGGCGACGCCGGCGUGCGUGCUCGAAGAGUGGGACCCUCUUCGUCAAGAGGAGCCGGCGCGCUUCCUCGGCCUGGGCAUCCGCGGUUGA